AAGAGGAAAAUGAAAUGUAUUCCUACAAAACACAAAUUGGAAUGAAAGACAAAUUAUCAGCACAUCCAGUAGAGAAAUAUUGGAAGGAAAGAAAACAAAAGGAAAAGAAUAAAGUAAAAAGUAAUAUUCAGAAGCAAUCAAAGCGUCCUUCUGUAUCUAUUGAGUCGUUGGAAGAAGAAAUAGCAAGUCUCAUUCAGAAGAAGAACGAGGGUAUACUGUUGAAUGCAGAAAGAGAGAGACUUCGAUAUUUGGUACAACGACACGAUAAUAUUCUAGAAAAGCAGUCUAAGAAUCUUCGCAAUGUGAAAGAGCCUUCACAGGAUCCCUUAGACCCAGGAUAUGGAGAGGAUAAUCGUAAUGAGACUAGGAAGAAACUAUUAGGAGUACAAGCCUUUCAAAGAAUACUUAAAAGUAAAGUGAAUGAAACAAGUUGUCAUCAUAACACUUUAGAACAACCAGUUAUGGAAGAGCAGUCUAUACCCAACGACGUCAGUUUUCAGUCAACUGUUAACAACAAGACAACUCAGUUGAUUCCUCUUCAAGUUUAUCAACCAACUUCAAGGAUUAUUCAUCAUAAUGUUCAAAACAAAAUUGUAACAACAACGAAAACGAAACCCAACGUAGAACAAGAGUUGAAUAGUUUCUAUGCAGAACUACAAGACAUAAUAGACACACAAGAUAAAACCAACUGAGCUGCAGAGACAAGAAUAUUUUUGUUUCUUGAUCUACUAAUACGAAUAUAUAUUAGUAUUGAUACUUGUUGAUAGAUGAAGUAUAACAAUGAAGAGUGGUUGACGUAAUAUUCUUUUAUAUAAGUUGCUUCCAUACCCAUUUCCAUUCUUUUCUGUCUCAUAUAUAUAUAUAUAUAUAUAUAUAUAUUGAUAUUCUAUAAAUGAGGAAUUAUGCCA
Messenger RNA from Galdieria sulphuraria, 908 nucleotides. RefSeq lists its product as uncharacterized. The transcript is spliced from 3 exons. The coding region runs from base 15 to 692 and encodes 225 amino acids. Gene Ontology annotation, biological process: RNA processing. Lineage: Eukaryota; Rhodophyta; Bangiophyceae; Galdieriales; Galdieriaceae. The record is from RefSeq and is a predicted model, not a curated record.